This is a messenger RNA of Brassica oleracea var. oleracea, 1415 nucleotides long. RefSeq names its product peroxisomal (S)-2-hydroxy-acid oxidase GLO1. Lineage: Eukaryota; Viridiplantae; Streptophyta; Magnoliopsida; Brassicales; Brassicaceae. The transcript has 12 exons. Gene Ontology annotation, molecular function: FMN binding; oxidoreductase activity. Gene Ontology annotation, cellular component: peroxisome. The record is from RefSeq and is a predicted model, not a curated record. The coding region runs from base 110 to 1213 and encodes 367 amino acids.
ACAUUUAAAUAACGAUAAAAUAAUUGGAUAUAUAGUUUAAGCUCUUGUUACAGUCACCCUUCAUCUCUUCCGAGACCUCUCCAUUCCCAUUCCCAUUCCCAUCAAGAAAAUGGAGAUCACAAACGUUACCGAAUAUGAUGCAAUCGCAAAGGAGAAGUUGCCUAAGAUGGUAUAUGACUACUAUGCGUCUGGUGCAGAGGAUCAGUGGACUCUUCAAGAGAACAGAAACGCUUUCGCUAGGAUCCUCUUCCGGCCUAGGAUUCUGAUUGAUGUGAGCAAGAUUGAUAUGACAACAACCGUCUUGGGUUUCAAGAUCUCCAUGCCAAUCAUGGUUGCUCCUACUGCCAUGCAGAAGAUGGCUCAUCCUGAAGGGGAAUAUGCUACGGCUAGAGCUGCGUCUGCUGCUGGAACCAUCAUGACACUUUCUUCAUGGGCUACUUCCAGCGUUGAAGAAGUUGCUUCCACAGGGCCAGGGAUCCGAUUCUUCCAGCUCUAUGUAUACAAGAACAGGAAAGUGGUUGAGCAGCUCGUGAGAAGAGCCGAGAAGGCAGGGUUUAAAGCCAUUGCUCUCACUGUAGACACCCCAAGGCUAGGUCGCAGAGAGUCUGAUAUCAAGAACAGAUUUACUUUGCCUCCAAACUUGACAUUGAAGAACUUUGAAGGUCUUGACCUCGGAAAGAUGGACGAGGCCAAUGACUCUGGCUUGGCUUCAUAUGUUGCUGGUCAAAUUGACCGUACCUUGAGUUGGAAGGAUGUCCAGUGGCUCCAGACAAUCACUAGCAUGCCGAUUCUUGUCAAGGGUGUUCUUACAGGAGAGGAUGCAAGGAUAGCGAUACAAGCUGGAGCAGCAGGGAUCAUUGUGUCAAACCAUGGAGCACGCCAGCUUGACUAUGUCCCAGCCACUAUCUCAGCCCUUGAAGAGGUUGUCAAAGCGACACAAGGACGAGUUCCUGUCUUCUUAGAUGGUGGUGUUCGACGUGGAACUGAUGUCUUCAAGGCACUUGCACUUGGAGCUUCCGGGAUAUUCAUUGGUAGACCCGUGGUGUUCUCACUUGCCGCUGAAGGAGAAGCUGGAGUCAGAAAAGUGCUUCAAAUGUUACGCGAUGAGUUCGAGCUAACCAUGGCGUUAAGUGGGUGCAGGUCUCUCAGUGAGAUCACUCGCAACCACAUUAUCACCGAGUGGGAAACUCCACGCCAUUUGCCCAAGUUAUAGAGAGGCAAACAAACAAGAACCAACAUACCAGAGAACAGCAACAACACAGAGCUAUGCAAAUGGAUUAUAAACCUAUUGAUAUUCUUGUGAUUGAUCACUUUGGCUAUUUAUUUCAAAAGACUUGUCUCUCCUUGUAUCCAAAAUACAAAACAAUGACUAGAGAUUCCCUGUAAUGCUAUUUGCCUACUUCUACCUUCAGUCC